Molecule: messenger RNA, 939 nt
Organism: Cryptomeria japonica (Japanese cedar)
Lineage: Eukaryota; Viridiplantae; Streptophyta; Pinopsida; Cupressales; Cupressaceae
Product: codeine O-demethylase-like
Exons: 5
Coding region: 1-939 (312 amino acids)
Source: RefSeq, a predicted model, not a curated record
AUGGCUUCCUCUGACUCUUUGAGUAGUCCAUUCCAGACUGCUUUUGAUUUUGUUUCUGUGGAGAUUUUUGUAAUCGACGUGGAAAAGAUUCUCUUGCCCUCUGACAACCAUGAAAGAUGCAAGGAGAUGGGCAUUCUUUCUAAGGCCUGCAUAGAGUGGGGCUUCUUUCAGAUUGUGAACCAUGGAAUUCCACAUUCUUUGGUAGAUCGCAUGAGAGGAGUGACAAAUGAAUUCUUUAGUCUUUCCUUAGAAGAGAAGAAAAAGUAUGCUCCACAAACAGGAGAUUCUCAAGGCUAUGGUAAUAUGUUUGUGGUUGAUGAAGAUCAAAAGUUGGAUUGGGGUGACUCCAUAGCUUUGGCUCUUAUGCCUAAGAAACUUGUCAAGUUAUCUCUAUGGCCAAAAACACCAUCGGAUUACAGAGAAAAGUUUGGAGAAGAUCCAAUGAUGGCAGUAAGGAUGAACUUAUAUCCACCUUGCCCUAGGCCUAAUCUAGUGUUGGGGUUAAGCCCUCAUUCCGAUGGAGCUGCCAUAACACUUUUACUUCAAGAUGAACACAUAGAAGGCCUUCAGGUUCGCAAGAACAACAAAUGGGUUCCUAUUCAACCCAUUCCUUAUGCCCUUGUUGUUAAUAUUGGUGACCUAAUAGAGGUGAUGACAAAUGGAAUCUAUAAGAGUAUAGAACAUCGCGCGGUGACAAACAAAGAGAGCACAAGGUUAUCCAUUGCUAUGUUUUAUUUCCCAGGCUUAGAUGAUGAAGUGGCUCCUGCAAGCAACCUUGUCAAUGAAGAACACCCUUCACUAUAUGGGAAGUUCAAACAAAAAGAAUAUAUGCACUAUUACACAAAUACAAAACUCAAUGGAAAAAAGUCAUUGGCUAACUUCUCCAAAAUAUGUGAAUAUUAUUCAAUAUCACUAGUUAGUGUGGUAAGAAAUAAAUAA